This is a messenger RNA of Kuraishia capsulata CBS 1993, 1059 nucleotides long. RefSeq lists its product as uncharacterized. Gene Ontology annotation, molecular function: glycosyltransferase activity. The record is from RefSeq and is a predicted model, not a curated record. Bases 1 to 1059 code for a protein of 352 amino acids. Lineage: Eukaryota; Fungi; Ascomycota; Pichiomycetes; Pichiales; Pichiaceae. The transcript has a single exon. Gene Ontology annotation, cellular component: cytoplasm.
AUGAGCGCCAACGCAUACGCCACAUUGCUUACGUCAGACUCGUAUCUCCCAGGUGCACUGGUGCUGGGGCGCAGACUUGCACUUCUGUCCUCAGCCCCGUGCAGCCUCGUGGUACUGGUAUCUGAUAACGUCUCCAAAAGCAGUCGCCAACUGCUUGCAGAAGUCUAUGACAGUGUUGUGUUAGUGCCACGAAUUAUAUCCAAAGAUAUACCCAAUCUGCACCUUUUGGGGCGGCCCGAUCUCGAAGAUACGCUAACCAAGUGUCAUCUCUGGAACUUGCCCUUCAGCAAGGUUGUUUAUCUGGACGCCGACGUGGUUCCAGUCCAAUCGCUGGACUUGCUGUUUGAGGAAGAGUUGGGGCCUGGGGAUGUUCUUGCGGCGCCUGACUCGGGAUGGCCAGAUUAUUUCAAUUCUGGCGUCUUGGUGUUGAAGCCGCACGCAGCCACUUAUGACGAGCUCAUCAACGAAGCAGCCAAAGAAGGUUCGUCUUUCGAUGGUGGAGAUCAGGGACUUUUCAACACGGUUUUCCCCGACUGGAAUCGACUCAGUUUCUGCUACAAUGUCACACAGCAGGCUUCAUCCCAAUAUGAAUAUUUACCUGCAUUAUUGGCAAAUGCCUCCAAGGUGCGGGCUUUUCACUUUAUAGGCAGUCAGAAGCCAUGGGAGUCCCGUGCGUUCGAGACGUGUGGGUACCCGGACUCCUCCCGCCCUUUCUAUGCGGCGUGGUGGGAUACGUUUGAUACGCAUUAUUUCGGUGAGCGGGCGGCCGCGGUUUUUACUGCUUCUUCGGGUGUGGAUACGGAGUUGCCAGAGGGACUGUUAACUACUACGGUCGACAAAACGCUAGGAGAGGCCUGGAAUUUGAGUCUUGACAAGCAUGUGAAUGAGUGGGAUCGUGAAGAGACCAGUGGUUAUACUCCUGGUGUUCUUGAAUUGAACCCUCCCAAAGAAUUGGUUGAAGCGUACGAGGUAAACGAUGAUAAGGUAGAGCCAGAGAAACAGUUUCCAUGGGAUGCGCACAAAGUUCCAGCUACCAGAUAUUUCCCGGAGGACCGUUGA